AUGGGGCUGCAUCUGGGCGAUUUCAGCGUCGAUGUCUCCGAUCUGGAGAAGAUGCGGACGUUUCCCAGUUCCGUCCCUCUCCCUGACUUGGACGGUGAUCUCGAGUUCCUCGACUUCUUCGAUCCCUUUCUGGGUCUACCUGCCAAGCAGGUUGAAGCGUUUACACUACCUUCUCUCAACACGGACGGUUGGUCCCCCUUGGAGAAUUUCUCCGGUUCCAGCCAGACUUCCAUGCAGGACUAUGGCUUUCAGCAGAGCCACCUUCUAGGCACGAAUGAAUCGCCCUCGGUCGACGAUAGCAGUCAAACGUGGGGACCCGCAAUCCACACAGAGCCCAAUGCCCCUAAAUACGCGGCCGCGUGGGACGACGCGUCGGGACAGGCGUUUGUGACAACCCGUGCCGAACCAGAGGGUUCAUCGAGCUUACAUAUUCCGCCAUCGAAGAAUUCGAAGCAGCCACCGCUUGUCUUUACAGAGUCGAUGAGAUACCAUUUAUUCCAAGACCUCUCAAGCAGGCUAAGUCCUGAGGAAGUGAGCAACUUCCGACUACCCACCGCCGCUGCGCUUCAGAAAUGCAUUCGGACAUACGUGGACGCCUUCCAUGUCCACCUGCCCAUAUUCCAUAUUCAAACCAUGGAUUUCGAGAGCACACCAGCUCCCCUGGUCCUCGCGAUAUGCGCAAUCGGCGCCCAGUAUCGCCUUGAAAGGAAGGUAUCUGCCUCGCUAUACCUAAAGGCUGAUCAAGCGCUCGCAGCCGCCGUUGUCGACCGUGGGGACAAUCUUCACAAGAAGCCACGGUUGCUAGAAGAUUGGGUUCGGCCAGGACCUCGGGUCCGGAAGUCGACGCCUGAUGCUCUCUGGCAGAGUCAAACUCGCCUUCUACUUGCCAUGCUUAGCUGCUUUGGUGGUGACACAGAAGUAAUCUCGAAGGCUAUCGUGCAUCUUGGUGACUUCCUGAUAGACUUUCGCGAGCUCGCACCCAUUGUACGGUUUCGGAGAACUAAAGAAGGGCCACUGACAUGGCGAGAAUGGAUCGAAAGAGAGAGCGUCAAAAGGGUACUCUACGGCCAAAUAAUGUUCGGCAAUCUUGUCACAAUGACAUAUGGUAUCCCGCCCGGAUACUCGGUGGUCUCGGACGGUUACAUCGAGAUGCCGUGCGAUCAGUCACUGUGGGACGCGCUCACAGAAGACCAGUGGCACGAAGCCGCCCUACGGAAAGGCCAGAGCUCACCGCUCAAUGUCAAAGACGCGGUCUCGAUGGUGAUGAAUGGAAAUGCGACGAACAGCGUGCCACAAGAGUGCUGGGAGUGGUCUCCUCUUGCUAUCACUGUUGUGAUCAACGUGAUAUCCAUCCACAUCUGGCACAUCACGCAAGGCUCGUAUUUCUUCGGCGGGUUCUUGAGCCCGGGACAGGUGGACGACACACAAAAGCCACAAACCCUUGCACAAACUGAAGCCGCACUUUCGAGAUGUCGUGCUCUGAUCACGCAAGCCAGCUCUGAUGCAGACUACCCAUGGACAGAGGCCGAGACACCGCUGCUGUUCAACUGCCUAGCGCUUUUGCGUGUCAGCUAUUGUCGGGCAUUUACAGGGCACAGCGCAGCAGAUUCGAUGAUGUUACUUAAGGAAAGCCAGGAUGAAUUUACGGCUUCCAUCGAAGAUUUCGUGGCGAUGCCGCAGAAUCGAGGCAGCCUGGUCGCCCGAGCUGUGAGCCGAGCAUUCGAAGGCAUGCUGAUACCUUACAAAGCGGGGACGAUGCUCAUCAAGAAGACGGCUGCCCUUACUUGGGCUGUCGGUCAUGCUUUGGCAGGGUGGGAAGUCGCACUACUGGUCACGAAAUGGGUACACGCCAUCGAAGUCGAGACGCGAACGGGCAAAGGCGGUCCCAUCAGCGAGCUCGAGGCGCAGACCAUGCAGGCGGUAAAAUGUCUUCUUUCAGAGGUGGAGGACGGAUUCGACACCGAGACGGAGCCUUCAUUAGCCUCUAAGCUGGCGCGAUAUUGGGCGGGAUUCUAUGACGAUACCUGGGUGUGGGGUGUCACUCCACGCAUGGCGAAUAUCCUGCGGGAGCUGGCGAUGUGCUAUGAGAGCAAGCUGGCAGCUUUGUGA
Molecule: messenger RNA, 2109 nt
Organism: Cladophialophora yegresii CBS 114405
Lineage: Eukaryota; Fungi; Ascomycota; Eurotiomycetes; Chaetothyriales; Herpotrichiellaceae
Exons: 4
Coding region: 1-2109 (702 amino acids)
Biological process (GO): DNA-templated transcription; regulation of transcription by RNA polymerase II
Cellular component (GO): chromatin
Molecular function (GO): DNA-binding transcription factor activity, RNA polymerase II-specific; RNA polymerase II cis-regulatory region sequence-specific DNA binding; zinc ion binding
Source: RefSeq, a predicted model, not a curated record